CCCGGAUUCAAGCAUGUCGAAAUCAGGAAAGUACUUCAAACCUUUUGCUUGGUUUUGGAUAAAACUACCAUUAAUUAUCAUUCGAAGCGUAUCGGUUGCAGUGUCAAACUCAAUAAUGGAUUGAAGAAAGUUAUCGAAAAGAAGCCUUUGGAUGCUCUGCUGGACGAUUUGGCCGUUGUGAUGAAGAAUCGAAAACUCAAAUUGGAUACAUUUUAGCUUAACUUCGUCCUAUGCGAUUCUCAGGAACAAAUUGCAAUUGCAAAGUUUUUCGGAGACACUUCCAAAUCAAGAAAUCUCUUCCACGCGAAAAAGAUUGCAUUGUAUUGGGCCAAGCUUGACGAUACUAUCGCUAUUCUUUCUUCCUUCAAACCUGGAUUUCUAAAAACUAUUUGGAUUUUGGAGUGUCCUAAAAAUAUUCGUGGAAUCUAUAAUCUGGAGCAAUGGAAACAAGUCAAAUCGGUCAAUAUUCAUUUUAAGGAGCUAUCUAUCAUCCCAGUGAAACAUCUUGCUCACUUUUCCGAAUUCCUUAUUCAAAGAACGACAGUUUCAGUGUCCGAAGCAGUUAAAAUCAGAGAUGUUCUCAUGAAAUCUGCACAUUUUGAGUGCGGAAUCUUUCAAGCGUACAGUUGUCCACUCCACCCUGACGUUGAAAAAGUCUUCAAUCCUGGAAAACACAUCACACCUGGUUCGUUCAGGUCGCCUCUGCACACAGUCGGAGGAUAUCGCCUCUUCAUUGGCAGAAACUACUUGAGAAUCAAAAAGAUUUGA
Caenorhabditis elegans is the source of this 768-nucleotide messenger RNA. Lineage: Eukaryota; Metazoa; Nematoda; Chromadorea; Rhabditida; Rhabditidae. The record is from the annotation of a RefSeq genome assembly.